AUGGCUACUAAAAAUUGGGUUGCAGAUAGAGUUAUUGAGUGGCUUAGAAAUGAGGGUGAAGUGGCACCAUCUGAAUUAAGAAGAAGACUAGUGGAAAAAUAUCACGUGGCCUUGCCUUACCAUAGAGUGCGGAGGGGAAAGGAGAUUGCAAUGUCUAUUAUUCAUGGUUGUUGGGACAACUCUUAUUCGAAGAUGAUGGCAUUCAAAGAAGAGUUGGUUAGAAGAAACCAUGGCACUAUGGUGAAAAUUGAUAGGAUUCAACAACAUGAUGGAUGGCAUUUUAGAAGAAUAUUUAUUAGCAUUGGUGCUUGCAGUGUGGGCUUCUUGAUUGGGUGUAGGCCUUUCUUGGGCCUAGAUGGAUGUCAUCUAAAAGGCAAGUACAAAGGCGUCAUGCUAGCUGCAACCUCAAUUGAUGGUGCUAACAGAUUAUUUCCAGUGGCCUAUGGGAUUGUAGAGUCAGAAAAUAUUGAAUCAUGGACAUGGUUUCUCAGUGCAUUGUAUGAAGCAAUUGGAAUGCCUAAUGGAUUGGUUUUGGCUUCAAACAGGCAGAAGAGGUUAGAGGAAGCAAUUUCUAAGAUAUAUCCUCUUGCUGAAUACAGGACAUGUGUGAGACAUUUAUACAAGAACUUCAAGAAGAAGUUUGCUGGGAAUAUAUUACAGAAGAUUGUUUGGUCAGCUGCAAAUGCAUUUACUACAACAAGCUACAUUUCUUCUCUAGAAAGUUUGAAAACAAUAAAUAUGAGGGCAUAUGAAUGGUUCUUAGACUUGGAGAAAAGGCGUGAAAUUUGGAGUAGAUCUCAAUUUGGGACUAUUGCCAAGUGUCAUUACAUCACAAACAAUAUCUCUGAAAGCUUCAAUGCAUGGGUUGCAGAUCCAAGACACAGGCCAGUGUUGGAUUUACUUGAUACUGUCAGGCAAAAAAUUAUGGAGAUGAUGGAUAAAAGAAGGACUUUGGCAGCUAGAUGGAAAAGGAAAGUUGUUCCAUUUGUAGUAAAAAAUGUCAAGGAAUCAAGUAUGUGUUUAACUGAAUAUCAUGUCAGAAGAAGCACUGACUAUAAGGCAGAAGUAUCAUAUAAAGACAAGAGAUGUGAAGUGGUACUCAAUGAGAGAAAAUGUACAUGCAGAAGAUGGCAAGUAUCAGGUAUACCAUGUAUGCAUGCCCUUGCUUUUAUCCAUUCCAUCAGAGGAGCAAAGUGGGAAGAUUAUGUUGAUGAUUAUUUUUCAGUAGACAAAUAUAAAGCAACCUAUCAAAUGGAGGUUGCACCUAUGCCUGAUAUUAAUGAAUGGGUCAUUACUGGUGAUGGUGAGUCUUUACUACCACCUAUCUCAAGGAGGCCAGCUGGUAGGCCUAGGAAAAAUAGGAUCAAAGAUUUUGAUGAAGUCAAGAAAGGUAGGCACAAAUGCAAAAGGUGUGGAUCAUUUGGUAAUCAUGCAAAAAAAUGUAAAGAGCCAGAGAAAGAAAGUGAUCCUUCAAUGCAAUCUAUGACUUCAUCAUCUAGUGUUCAACAAGCCUACAGGUAA
Dioscorea cayenensis subsp. rotundata (Guinea yam) is the source of this 1521-nucleotide messenger RNA. RefSeq lists its product as uncharacterized. The transcript has a single exon. Bases 1 to 1521 code for a protein of 506 amino acids. The record is from RefSeq and is a predicted model, not a curated record. Lineage: Eukaryota; Viridiplantae; Streptophyta; Magnoliopsida; Dioscoreales; Dioscoreaceae. Gene Ontology annotation, molecular function: zinc ion binding.